Molecule: messenger RNA, 1451 nt
Organism: Porites lobata
Lineage: Eukaryota; Metazoa; Cnidaria; Anthozoa; Scleractinia; Poritidae
Source: the annotation of a GenBank genome assembly
AUGGCUGAGUGGACCUGGCAGCAAAUCUUGUGGAUAGCUCGGUGGACUUGGGACAAAGCAACCGAUUUUGCAGAGUGGACUUGGUACCAACUCACUGACCUGGCUAACGGAAUUUGGGAUACGAUUGCAUGGAUUAUUAAUUUCUGUUUCACUUCGAUUUGCGCCUUCAUUGAUACUGUUUCUGAGCUGUACGCUGUACACGUUAAGAGUAAGUGAAGAUCCUGUUUGUAAAGUAAAUUAUAUCAGUACAGCUUGACCGUAGCAGCUAAGGAAACACUUCAGACUCAGGAACUGGAAGGGUAUUUUCGGGGUCUUGGAUACGGUUUUUUUUUUUUUUGAAAAGUUGCCUGGUGCUCAGUCAAACGCCAGAUAGGACUUUCUUACCAAAACAUAGCAGAAACUUACUGAGGUUGAGUGCUCCUGACUCGCCGUACCCGUCUAAUCCAAGUGACUUGGAAAUUUUCUGAGUGUAAUAAUAUACUGUUUUGUUAUCCACAGGUCACGUGACAUACAUCAGAUCCCUGUUCGGUGGUAUUACCAGACAGGAAAUCAUUAGAACACUGAUUACAAGUGUUGUGUUGGUUUCUACCCUGCUCUUCAUCAACAAGACGAUCAGAUAUGUUAUUCGGAGACGAAGGUAUGUGAGUCCCGACUUGCCCUUUUAAUUGAAACAAAUGUACGUGGCAAGUAGAUCAACUCGGAAAACACGACAACAGAAUUGAUCCUCAAGAAGCGCAAACUAGUUUGCUAUUUGGAAAAUUUUUAGACUUACAAUGUUAUACUGUUGUAGCGUUUUCUAAAUUACCUCACAUGUGAUCGUCUUUGAACAACGCGAGGUUGUUCUUAGCAAAUUCUUACUGGUAGUUUCCGUACAUUGUCCGUAGUCCUUUCGUUUUUGACCUGAACAUCAAAUCAUCAGUCAUGGAGUUUAACAAAUGUCAUUUGUAAAACGCUUUGUAGAGAAAUCAGAUUUGCGACUCGCUUAAAACUUCCAGUGAUCUAAAAAUUAAAUAGCCUGUGAAAACGCUACAACUGGUUUCCCCGCCAAAUGACGUGUGAGAAACUAGGGCAGAUAUUCCAUACUGAUGACGCGUCACUACCCAGAUCUGGGUAGUGCUUCUGAUUGGUUGAAUCAAAUUUCCCACGCGGCACGACCAAUCAGAGAAAUUACCCAUAUCUCGGUAGUGACGCGUCAUCAGUAUGGAAUUUAUGUGUUUCUCAGACGAUUUGAAUACGCAGGGGUGCAUGAAAGGCAGAUCUGGCGACUAAUUAGUACCUAAAGAUAGAAAAUACAGCAUCUAAGUUAAUAAUCUGAGAAUGUUUUUUCUCUUGACAGACAGGUGCGGUUGGAAAACGAAGCUGCCGAAUGUGUAGUAUGUGCAGCUUCCCAAAAGCCAAUAUGGCGUCCAAAACCAAAGAAGAAAAAGAAAAUUGACAAGAAGGGCUGGUAG